AAGAUGGCGCUGGACGACAGAGAAAAGUGAUGAGAGAAUAGAACAACAAGAGAUACAACUACAUAACAGUGUGCAUUUAUUCACCCGGCGCGACUGUUUCAAACCAGACUUCUGCAUUAUCUUCGGGCAACUGUCAAGCAUGCGCUGAGAGACCGCGCAGGUCUACAGAGAGAUAAUUAUCCAGCUAACUGUUUGCUUACUGGCUGCUAAAGUAGCUAGCGUAGCUAACGUUCGCUAACUGCGGAAGGCGAGUGAGCAGGAGGCUGGCAGGCAGCUCGAAGUGCGAGCCGACAAGUCGAGCGGAUUUUCCUAAUAAAAAGCAGGACCGCUCGUUACGGUAACCAUCGACACAGAGUUUGGAGCACGGGCGAGUUCACCCGUUCGUUCAGGAAACUAACGUUACACCUCUGAUAAGGACGGCAGAAAAAGACGAGGAAAGGCGUCAUCUUCGCUGAUCUGACGCCAUGGCUCAUUCCCCUAUUCAGAGCGGGCUGCCGGGGAUUCAGAAUUUCAGAGCCGAUCCAGAGGAGUACUUCACAAAGCUGGACAGGAUAGGGAAAGGCUCUUUUGGUGAAGUUUUUAAAGGCAUCGACAGUCGGACUCAGAAAGUUGUGGCCAUUAAAAUUAUUGAUCUGGAGGAAGCAGAGGAUGACAUCGAAGACAUUCAACAGGAAAUCACAGUUCUCAGCCAAUGCGACAGUCCCUUUAUCACCAAGUAUUACGGCUCCUAUCUGAAGGGUACAAAAUUAUGGAUUAUUAUGGAGUAUUUGGGUGGAGGAUCAGCCUUGGAUUUGUUGGAACCAGGUGCCCUGGAUGAAACACAGAUUGCCACAAUUCUCCGAGAGAUCCUGAAAGGACUUGAGUAUCUGCACUCUGAAAAGAAAAUCCACAGAGAUAUCAAAGCUGCCAACGUGUUGCUGUCAGAACAAGGCGAUGUGAAGCUGGCAGACUUCGGAGUGGCGGGCCAGCUGACUGACACCCAGAUAAAAAGAAACACAUUUGUUGGUACUCCAUUCUGGAUGGCACCUGAAGUCAUAAAGCAGUCUGCUUAUGAUUCAAAGGCAGACAUCUGGUCAUUAGGAAUAACAGCAAUAGAGCUGGCUAAAGGAGAGCCGCCCCACUCUGAGCUUCAUCCUAUGAAGGUCUUAUUCCUCAUCCCAAAGAACAAUCCACCAACACUGGAAGGAAACUACAGCAAACCACUUAAAGAAUUUGUUGAAGCCUGUUUAAAUAAGGAGCCUAGCUUUAGGCCAACUGCCAAAGAGCUGUUAAAACACAAGUAUAUUGUAAGGCAUGCCAAAAAGACGUCCUAUCUGACAGAGCUGAUCGACAGAUACAAGAGGUGGAAGUCAGAGCAGUCUCGGGAUGAAUCCAGUUCGGAUGAAUCUGAUGAGGAACCAGAUGGCCAGGCAUCUGGAGGAGAUGACUCUGGAAACGAUGACUGGAUCUUCAACACCAUCAGGGAGAAGGACCUAAAAAAGUUUCAGAAUGGGGCAGCACAGCCUGCUGAGCUCGAGAGAAAACAGGUGCAGGAGAGUCCAAAGAGGCCUUUGUCACAAAGCUUAUCAACAAUCUUUUCUCCACUGUUUACUGAGUUGAAAGAAAAGGGUGAGACAAGUAAUGGCAAACCAGAGGCCGCAGAGGCACUGCGGGAGGCCAUUUUCCUGGCAGAAGAAACACACCCAGGGAUCUGUGACUCCCUGGUGGCUGAACUAGUACAGAGACUGCAGAGGUUUUCUGUGCCACAGGCAGCUGCCACUCAGUGAGAGGAGCGACAUCUAGCUCUGCUCUAUUUUCCCACCCUUGUGGCAGCAGUCAGAUCUUUUCCUCUGACCUCCACAGCCAGGAUGAAAUCUCCCAGGAAGGUCUCCAUCACUCAUUUGCCUGAAGCAAAUCCUGGCCUACUUAAUGUCUGUUUAGUACGCUAUUCAGGACAGUCAAGUGGCCAGUCGCUCAACUGCCACCUGCUGUAAGAUGUCCCCUCUCAAUACCUCCCUCACAACUGUCUUUGUUUUUAGGGCGGAGUUAGCUAUAUUUCUGCAAGGACUUACUAGUUUUGGUGAGUUUGUGACUUUUUUUUUUUUACGAAGGUCUACACUCAGCACCCUUUCAGAAAAAAAGUACCUUGCCUAAUUAAUCGUGUGCAUGUGUGUGUGUGGCUGUGCGAGAUAUCCUGUGAAACGUGCAGUGAAGAGUGACGAGUGGGUUGAAACAUUCUAUUGAAAACUCAGGUAUCCUGCUUUAAGUGGAUUGGGUCCUCUGGGAGAUGGAGAGAGCUCUAUAGGGUGGUUGUACAGACUUGUAAAUAAGCUAAUUUCUACAGAUUCAUGAAAAAAUAAUGGAGCGUUUGUAAUGGACCCAUUGCGUUUAAAAUGGCCAAAUGCAAACUGUAGAUAAUGGUUGUGAGGUAAAUAUUUUGAGAGACUAAAAUGGCCAUAUAUGAGAUUGCCUUGCCUUUCUACUCGUUCUUUUUGUAUAUCUGUCAUUUUAUUUCUCCAGUUGUAAAACUUUUUAAGUUCUCAUCCAGUGAAUGAAAAUGGCUGCCCUCUAUCAUGUUUUACUAUUGAUUUAUUAUGUAUUUCUUAAUUCUCUUUAACUUUUUUGGUUUCACACUCUAUGCUGUGGCUGUAAUAAUGUUGGAGAAUGUAAAAAAACAAACAAAAACAAACAAAAAAAGAAACAGGCUGGAUCCCUGAAGCCUCCACCAGUUGUAGACACUGGAUGUUUUGUUGCCAGCCCCGAUUCCACAAGGCCUCGAGUUUUGUUGGUUUGUAGGACUUUGCCUCAAAUUUUUAUUUUCUUUCCCUUCCCUCAGCGUGUGUUUUUGACUGGUUAGAUUAACUGAGGUUUCGUCCAUUCAUUCCAUUAACAGGGCAGUGCCAUCAUCUAGUUUAUGAAUCAGCAGACUCAGUUAGUCUUCCUAGGAGCUGCAGUGGUACUAUCUAUCUCCUCAGCGUACCUACAGCUUUAAUUGCACUUCAAGUAUAAAUGCCUUUGACUAUAAACAAAGUAGCCAUAAAACAGUAGCACGAGACUUACAGUAUUUUGCAGGUUAUGCUACCUGGGGAAAAAAAAUAAAUAAAAGGUCCACCUGAAGUCUCAGAGCUUGGACUCUGGAGUUGGUCAUGCAGUGUGAUAUUUACCUGGCUGUAUCUUUCCACUGGGACUUUAGAGAGGUAUUUCGGUUGUACAGCAAAAUGCAUACAGGCGUAGACUUUUCACCUAUGAAACAACACUGCUCUCAGAUGUACAUAUUCUAGCCAGGAGGUGUUCAGAGACCAGCGGCACUGCUACUACUUCUGACUGUAGUUUAAAAGGAAUGUGCAUGAUAGUAUAACAGUAUAAAGCCUAUUGGUUGGCCUGAGCAGUAUGCGUUGUAGCACACUGCUACAGGACUGGAGGAAUGUUGAGUCCUGAACAGAGUUGAAUCAGCCUUAGAGUAUUUGUGAUGAAUGGGAUGAAUAGUGUGAGCUUUAAAAUAUUAGAUCAAAUGUUUUUCUUUUGUUGUGAUUUCUUAUCCCCCUCCCCCUCUGGCAUUAUGCGGCAAUACCUUAAAGAGAAGUGAUUAAAGAUAAUCUUUUAUUCUUUGCCAGAAUAAUGUGUGCAUGAACAAAUGGACAAUUUUUUUUCUUCUCAGUUGCGAGAAGUUUUGAUUAAAUCUUUAUCAGGUUCAAAAUUAUUUUUGCCACUGGGCAAAACACGGUACACGAUACACCGGGCAAGUUAAAGAAAGAGUUCCACAUUUUGGGAAAUACAACCAUACUUUUUCUAGGAGAUUGUUAGACAAGAGGAUCAGCGUCUUCUAAUCGGUAGGUCCAUGUUUUGUUUCCAUCAAAGUUUUUUUGCAAACUUUUAGAAAGUUUGCAAAAUAUUCCUCACAGUGUAUUCGUAAAAACAGUUUCCAUCAAACAUUUUGCACAUGAAUUCUGAUUCGCAAAAACAAAACAAAAAAAUGUUUGCAAAUCAAAAUAGGUUUUUCCAAAGUUAGCAGUUUGAGGAAAAUUUCUAAUGCGAUAUUCUUCAAAAUACACAUAGAAGAUGCUUUAUGGACCAUGGCUAAGGUCAGCCAAACACACGUAUAUUAUAAAAAAAUAGACAGAGGGACUGAGUCAGUGGUUGUUAUGCCUUUAAGCAUACCCUGUGUUGUCAUUUUUUUUCUAUAAAUGGUACAAUAGUUUACUAAAAGAACAUCUUGCUGUGUUGGAGAAGACUUGAAACUAAUGACUGAAACCAUGAACUCAUCAGGAAACUGUUCACUGAGGUAAUGAAUCAAGUGAAAAAUAGGGUAAUUUUCUCAUAAGCUUAAACACAAUCUUUGCAACCAGCUUAUAACUAGAAAAAAAAUGACCAUCUAAAGAACUUUACGUGUAAUGAACUUAAGUUUGUCGGACCCAUAAGCUCCAUCUGUAUUUUAUAUAGCCAUUAUAUCGAACGACUAGAUAGAUUAGCUGGCUAGUUAGCAAUUUUAGCUAACUCUGCCACAAGGAUAUUUCCCAAAAUGUCAAACUAUUCUUUAAGCCUUUGCUUUUAUAUAUUACUUUCAAUACUUAAAUUUUUUUUCUGCUUGGUGAACAUGGUGGAAUGCACAUUUGAAUGAGGAAAAGUCAAAUAUGUUUAAAUGAAUAUGUAGAAACAGGUUAACCAAAUCAAAAGAAGGUACCAGACUCAACAAUUUCAAUUUUCACUGUUGUCCUUUUGUGUUUUCUGCUCUUCUGUGAACAGUCACUCAGUUCUCCAUUCGAACUCCUCAUGUCAAUUGUGCCAUGUCAAGUCCUCCAUCCCAGACUGAGAUAAAUUCAAUACAGUUUGCACCUUUUACAGUCUAUGACGACUAUUUUUCUUUUCAUGUGUUGCACUUUGCAGAUUUAUUUUGGUCUUUAAAAAAAAAAGGUACUUUAAAAUGCUACAAUAUUAUGUUGCAAUCACACCGUUUUUUUUUCUCCUCCCCUUUUGUGUGUGUGUUGUAUGGCAAUAAAGCAGCGUGGUCGCCAGGAGUCAUUUCUUAGCACAAGUAGGCAUAUAUUCUAUUAAACUAUUUUUGUAACCCAGAGGAGCAGUAUUAUGUAAUAGAGGGCGUAAAAGUUUGGUUCUGUGAUGUGUUCAAAUUUUCAGUAAACACUGGAUAGCAAUCACUUAAAAUGUACAUUUCAUUUUGUGUGACUUUGCUGACAGUUUAUAGUCCAGUAUACAUUUUUGCUAAUUCAGGACAGUGCUGUUGGAUUUAUUAAAAGUUGUCAAAUGAUUAAGGAAAAAAUAAAAAUCCAGUUCAAAUUUGG
Acanthopagrus latus (yellowfin seabream) is the source of this 5276-nucleotide messenger RNA. RefSeq names its product serine/threonine kinase 24a (STE20 homolog, yeast) (gene stk24a). The transcript has 11 exons. Gene Ontology annotation, molecular function: ATP binding; protein kinase activity. The record is from RefSeq and is a predicted model, not a curated record. Lineage: Eukaryota; Metazoa; Chordata; Actinopteri; Spariformes; Sparidae. Gene Ontology annotation, biological process: protein phosphorylation. The coding region runs from base 465 to 1766 and encodes 433 amino acids.